Myxozyma melibiosi is the source of this 1909-nucleotide messenger RNA. RefSeq lists its product as uncharacterized. Bases 152 to 1834 code for a protein of 560 amino acids. The record is from RefSeq and is a predicted model, not a curated record. The transcript has a single exon. NCBI's taxonomy places the organism in Eukaryota, Fungi, Ascomycota, Lipomycetes, Lipomycetales, Lipomycetaceae.
UGGUAAAGCGCGGCUGCUGGGACUUGGUAAGUUCAGUCUUGGCUGUCACCGAAAGUUUCAAUAUCCACACUGCUCAACUAUGAAAUUCGCUCGAUGAGCAUGUUUCUCAUCGUUCCUCACCCUCUGAGAUCCACCGACUCCGCAUCUCUAAAUGACGAGGAGUGAUUCCGAAUCGGCAUACGGCCCGUCGCCAAAGAUGACCUUCGGCGUCGCAGUGGUGCCGAACGUGAACUCGUCUUCGGCCGCCGAGCUGCAGAUCGAUAUCUUACCCACCGACAUCUCUUUCGGCUUGGACUGGGGCUCUGCGUUCUCGUUCCACGAGACGUCGAAUGCGUCCGGGAGGAGGAAGACUGGGUUUCUUUAUGUGCCGACUUUUGAUGACAGUGACUGCGAUCCGGAUAAUAUCGGCGAACAGGCGAAUGUAACCCGCGUCGCGAAUCUCCCGGCGGGGUAUAAUCUCAUCGCGCUGGCGCCGAUGCACGAGGUUUCCUGCUCGGAUAAGUGGAUGGACAAGGCAUCACAGGACGGCGCGGAUACCUUGAUUUUUUACGACACCAGCGACUUCAAUUCCACGAGUUUGUCGUUUGAUUACCAGACCGGUAUCGGGGAGGGAACUUCGCUUAUCGACGACAUCGGCUCGUUCUCGUUAUCAGUCUAUUACGUCCCCGGUCGCGUCGGCAGCGAGCUUCUCGAGCAGCUUGAAGCGUAUUCUGGGAACUUGACUGGCGUCCCUCACGGGGCUGAGCUUGCGACGUAUUACGACUACCGCGACUAUGUUCGCGUGGUUGUCGAGAUCCAGUCGGUUACAAGACACCAUGGCACCGGGCUGUGGGUGUACGUCGUGGUUGCGGUCGCGAUUCUCUUGCUGGUGCUGGCUACGACUUCGCUUGCUGUUCAUCUUUUCCAGGCGCGGAAUCGGAGAAAUUUAAGAAGGAGAAUGGAGAAUGGCGAGAUCGACCUCGAGUCGUUGGGGAUUAAACGGUUGACGGUGCCAAGGGCUAUACUAGACAGUCUCCCGAUCCGACUCUAUGUUCCUGCCACCGGCGACAGCGACGCAGAUCAACAGCAAGAGGAAGCGGCAGUGACGGCAAAGUUGCAGGAAGACGUGAUGACGCUGACGACGACGACGGUUGCUGGAUUUAACCAGCACUCAUGUCCGAUCUGUCUCGAGGACUUUGAACCCAACGAGGCGCUUGUCAGGCAAUUGCCUUGCAGGCAUGUCUACCACGUUGCCUGCAUUGAUGAUUUCCUGGAACACCAUUCGUCGCUGUGUCCGCUGUGUAAACAGUCUGCGCUGCCAAAGGGAUAUAUUCCCCCGACGCUGCGGAUAACCAACGCCACCGUCAGACGAGAACGACGGAUGCGAAGGGCGCGCGAGCGUGGGAUGAUGAUGGAUGAGGAUGAUGAGUAUUAUAACGGAGACAGACGGCACGGAGGAGGAAGAAGAUUGCUGGCCCGCCCUAGGUGGCUUAGCAGCGGACAAGCGCACCACCGGAGAUGGAGACGAGUUGCGCCCGAGAAUAACGGCGACGACGAUAACCUCGAACUACGAGAACUUGCGCGGCAAUCUACCGCUGCUGCAAUUGAGCCAAAUAGAAUCAUGAGCCCGUACACGGACGCUGAAGAAGACGACGACGGCGACGAGACGCAGCACCGUCGAGGACGGCGACCGACGAUCGUGCAGCGAACGCGGCGGCCGGCGAGGAAUGAGCCUGGGGCGGUUGUGGCGGCUGACGGGUCUGUGUUUGUGGUUGAGCCUGGGGAGGAGGAUGAGGGUUUGCAGAGCGGUCGGAUGAAACGGAUCUUGCGAUUGGUGUUUCCUUAUAUGUAUUGAUAAUUGCCCUUUGACGGCUGGCGUUUUGUGUAGCUGUUGAGCUGUGGUGUUUGGUUGUUUAUAGGUUUGGGAAGU